AUGGCAGGAACGGGAAUGCGAGCGGGGCCGGGAAUGGGAACGGGAAUGGAGCGGGAAAGGGAAUGGAGCGGGAACGGGACUAAGAAGGGGGCCAAAAACGUGAAUGGGAACGGAGCUGCGGCCGGGAAGGAAGCUGGAACGGGACCAAGAUUGGGCCGAGAACGGGAACUGGGCGGGGGCGGGGGCAGGGCCGGGAAGGAGCUGAAGUGGGAGUGGGAGUGGGAGUGGGAGUGGGAGUGGGAGUGGGAGUGGGAGUGGGAACGGGAACGGGAACGGGAACGGGAACAGGAACGGGCCGCGGCAGCUCCAAGCGUCUCCGCCGGAACCACGAGGCGCCACCGCUUCCGCUUCCGGCAGGGCGCACGCGGGGCAGAGCGGCUCCGGUCGUCCUUGUUAGGGACAGCGUCUCCAAGCGGCCGGGAGGUGAGAGCGCCCAGGGCGCGCUGCCAUGAGGGGGAGCGGGGGCGGAACCUGCCCCGGACCCGCUGA
Pyrgilauda ruficollis (rufous-necked snowfinch) is the source of this 489-nucleotide messenger RNA. Its product is annotated as octapeptide-repeat protein T2-like. The coding region runs from base 1 to 489 and encodes 162 amino acids. NCBI's taxonomy places the organism in Eukaryota, Metazoa, Chordata, Aves, Passeriformes, Passeridae. The transcript has a single exon. The record is from RefSeq and is a predicted model, not a curated record.